AUGGCUUACUACCUUCUCUACUUCCUCACGAUAUCGGUUGUUGUGUGUGGCACAGCGCUCUACCUCACCCGGUCCCGAUGGCUACCUCUACUGCCAGUUCCCGAUUACAUUUACGAUCGUCUCCCCUCGACUUUUGCCGGCGAUGUGGAAGCUGGUCUGGUCUCAUCAGAGUUUGAUAUCUCUGCCAAUAUUGCAGAGGGCGACACCAGGGCGGGCUUGGAUGAUCAGGCCAAACGCGAAAUCUUACGGAUCAUGAAACGGCGAAGAGUGGAUUUCAAUGAAGGUCGUCGAAUCUACAUGGAGCAGCGCUUUUCCAAGAACAACAUCGGUCCCGAUGGCCGACCUAGGGACCCAAAGUUCGUGUCAUUCUCUUGA
Molecule: messenger RNA, 375 nt
Organism: Aspergillus welwitschiae
Lineage: Eukaryota; Fungi; Ascomycota; Eurotiomycetes; Eurotiales; Aspergillaceae
Product: DUF2015 domain-containing protein
Exons: 2
Coding region: 1-375 (124 amino acids)
Source: RefSeq, a predicted model, not a curated record